Messenger RNA from Aureobasidium uvarum, 978 nucleotides. The record is from the annotation of a GenBank genome assembly. NCBI's taxonomy places the organism in Eukaryota, Fungi, Ascomycota, Dothideomycetes, Dothideales, Saccotheciaceae.
UAUGGCACCGAGACUACAGGUAGUCAAGUUGUGGACGACUUCUCUGACAGAGUCAAGGGCAAGAUAGUCGUCAUCACUGGUGUUUCACCAAAAUCUCUCGGACAGAUGCUGGCAACGAACAUUGCGCGGCAUCAGCCCGAGCGCAUCAUAUUUGCUUCUCGCACUUCGUCAAAGCUCGACAUCGUCGCUUCCGAAGUCAAGAAAUCCUCGCCAAACGUCAAGGUCCACACUGUGAUUCUGGACCUUUCAUCACAAGCUUCAAUCAGAAAAGCAGCCGAACACAUCAGCAAACUCGUCGAUCGAAUCGACAUCCUCAUUAACAAUGCUGCAGUCGUAGACUCUGAACUGCGCCAUACAGUGGAUGGUCUCGAAAUGCAGUUUGGUGUCGGGCACAUUGGUCAUUUCUUGUUCACCAAUCUUUUGAUGCCUUUCCUCGAGUCUUCUGCCAGAACUUCCAACAGCGCCACCAGGAUCAUCAACGUGUCAUCUAAAGGUCAUCACAUUGGUCCUGUUCGUUUCCAUGACUACAACUUCGAAGGCAAGGAAGUUCCCGAAGAAGAACAACCGGCAGAUGCUCGACUUAAACAAAUUCAAGGGUACAAUGUUUGGGUCGCUUAUGGCCAGACCAAAUCAGCCAACAUAUUGUUCUCGCUGGCUUUGAAUGAUAGAUAUGGUUCAAAGGGUAUCCGCAGUUAUGCCAUGCACCCCGGAGCCAUUCAGACUGACCUUUCUCGCUCCCUAUCUACGCAAGACGCCGCCUUUCUCGAGAAGAUCGUUGAUGGCAAGUGGAUCACACUGGAUCAAGGCACUUCGACUAUUCUGGUUGCCGCUUUUGAUCCUGCUCUUAGCGAAGCACAGAGCAGUGUCUAUCUAAGCGAUUGUCAAUUCGCUAACGCGGAACCUUAUGCACACGACUUGGAUAUUGCGAAUAGAUUGUGGACCUUGAGCGAGAAGCUCACUCUGCCUCGGCAACGUCUC